This is a messenger RNA of Gasterosteus aculeatus aculeatus (three-spined stickleback), 2317 nucleotides long. It is a transcript of the gene gas2a, whose product is annotated as growth arrest-specific 2a. Gene Ontology annotation, biological process: actin crosslink formation. The record is from RefSeq and is a predicted model, not a curated record. Gene Ontology annotation, cellular component: actin filament. Gene Ontology annotation, molecular function: microtubule binding; actin filament binding; cytoskeletal adaptor activity. Lineage: Eukaryota; Metazoa; Chordata; Actinopteri; Perciformes; Gasterosteidae.
AAACUUCCCUCCCAUCAGCAUCCGCAGCGCGAGUUCAUGUGAGCGUCUGUGUGUGUGUGUGUGCAGUCAGGUUAUUGUGCAAAUGCGCAGUGGUGCACAUUGGUUCAGUGUUUCGCAGCCCAACCUGUGGGUCGGUGCACCGCGGUGAAAAGCAUGCAAACUGGGGUCCAGCAGCUCUCAGGACGAGUGAGAGGAAGGUGCGCAGCGACCAGCUGAACCCGCAGGGCGAGCACAGGCCGUCAAAAGGGAACCAUGUGCAGCUUCCUGAGCCCCAAACAGCCCAGUGGCCCCGGCCUCACAGACAUGCAACAGUAUCAGCAGUGGCUGGCCAGUCGACAUGAAGCCAGCCUGCUGCCCAUGAAGGAGGACCUGGCCCUGUGGCUAACUAAUAUUCUCGGUCUGGAAAUCACCGCCGAGAGUUUCAUGGAUUGCUUAGACAAUGGCUUCCUGUUGUGCCAGCUGGCUGAGACACUACAGAAGAAGUUCAGGCAAAACGAUGGAGAGCUGCCUGCCUGUGGAAAUAGCAAGAGUAUUCCCUGCCGGAGGAUACCGUGUCGGCAGAGCGCUCCCUCCGGUUCCUUUUUCGCACGAGACAACACGGCUAACUUCCUGACCUGGUGUCGUAUGGUUGGAGUUGGAGAAACAUGUCUGUUUGAGUCAGAGGAUUUAGUUCUUCACAAGCAGCCACGAGAAGUGUGCCUCUGUCUUUUAGAGUUGGGACGGAUAGCUUCACGUUACAACGUGGAGCCUCCUGCCCUUAUUCAACUGGAGAAAGAGAUUGAACAGGAAGAAAAAUCACCUCCACCACCUCCAUCACCUGUAUCUCCAGCUCAGCCCCCGCCUCCGUCACCCCCCACAUCUCCCUCCCCUUCUCCGACUCCUCCCAAAGUCAGUUCCUGUAAAAAAAGUACAGGGAAGCUGUUGGACGAGGCUGUCAGACAUAUCGCUGAUGAUCCUCCCUGUAGAUGUCUGAACAAAUUCUGCGUAGAGCGACAGUCACAGGGUCGAUACCGCGUCGGGGAGAAGAUGCUUUUCAUCAGGAUGCUGCACAACAGGCACGUGAUGGUGCGCGUCGGUGGAGGCUGGGAGACGUUUGAGAGCUACCUGCUGAAACACGACCCGUGUCGUAUGCUGCAAGUGUCCCGGGUGGAGGGCAAGCCGUCCCCCAUCAGCAGCAAGUCCCCCAACAUCAAGGACCUGAGCCCCGACAGCUACCUGGUGGUGGCAGCCCACUACCGCAGCAAAAAGUGAAGACUUGAGACGGAAACGGGCCGCGUGUAACGGAGCGGCUUGAAAAAAAUGGCAGUCAUUACAAUAUAAUCAAAAUGAAGUUAAUAUGGCCCAUAGUACCCAGCGGUGUGUGUGUUAAACAUUUUAUUCUGAAUGAGAUCAAGGAAGAUGUGGAGGUUUUGUGACCCUUUAGAAGCUUGUCACGCCAAUUUUCAAAAUUGAACUAUAUAUAUAUAUAUAUAUAUAUGACAUAAAAAGCAGAAACUUUGUUGUCCAGACAAAUGUACUUAACCAAAUAUCUACAUGGUACUAUGUGUAAUUUGCUAGCAAAAAUGGCCAAAUGUGCCCAAGAAACCAAAUUUGUCCAUAAAAUCUUUUUAAAGUUUUUUUUAAGUUUUUUUUCUGUGUAUCUUUCUUUAUUAGACUAAGAAAUUAAAGCAAUGCUUAGACUGUCAUGUUUAAUACUUUUUCUCUGAAAUGCAUUUUAUACUAUAAUCAUCAAUUUUUCGUUAUUAGGAUAGCUGCUGUGUUAUAUAAUGUUAGAACAUGGACAAUCACCUGUAAAAGAUGCAGUCAAACAGGACCUGAUUCAUUUAGAAUUAAUAAUAGAUUCAAUUGAGAUUUGAGAUUCUGCAGUUAUUCCAUGUGUUGCAUGUUAUUGAUUUCUAGAGUAGUGCAACAAUUAGAACUUGAUAAUGUCCAUUUCUUUUUUUUUACAAUUAUUUCCUACAUGAUUGUUCAAUAUAUUCAUAUUAUAUCUUUAAACAUUUCGACCAAAGAAAUUCUCAUGAAUUCCACACAAGUAGCAGAAAUGUAAUUUUUAUUGUAGCAAAAACAGUGGGUUAGAUUUCCUGUUCUACAAAAUGGCAAAAGCACCGGAACUCCUUUUAGGAUCAAGGCUGUAAGAAAUGCAGUAAAUACUUCACUACGUAGUGUACACACUUCAUUUGUUAUUUUCCUUCAGUUGCUUUCGCUCUCCGUUUUGGUGAAAAAAAUCUCUCCAAACGUUUGAGCGAUCAUGUUUGCUGCUCACCCAAUGCAGGCAAACCAUGUGCAAAUAGAUGAAUAAAAGCUUAUGUUUGUAAUU